Messenger RNA from Calliphora vicina (urban bluebottle blowfly), 1311 nucleotides. RefSeq lists its product as uncharacterized. Gene Ontology annotation, molecular function: DNA binding. Bases 101 to 1018 code for a protein of 305 amino acids. Gene Ontology annotation, biological process: regulation of transcription by RNA polymerase II. Gene Ontology annotation, cellular component: transcription regulator complex; nucleus. The transcript has 2 exons. The record is from RefSeq and is a predicted model, not a curated record. Lineage: Eukaryota; Metazoa; Arthropoda; Insecta; Diptera; Calliphoridae.
AUACGCUAAUAACAGCUUAAAAAUAUUUUGUAAUUUUAGCUGAAAAAAGUUGCCAAAACGAAAAAUAAAGUGUGGCAUAACAAACAAUUCAACACAGAAAAUGAGCGGUUUUCAUCCCCGAGAUUUAAUUAAUGCCAUCAAAAUAAGACCAGGCAUUUACAACAGAGAUCUAUUGGAAACACCACCGCGCGAGCACAAACGUCGUCUAUGGCUAGAAGUGGCUGAGCAUUUGACACCCGAUGAAGACUGGGAAAGCUAUACGGAUGUGGAAAAAGAAGCCCGGGUGGAUGAAAUUUCCACCAAAUGGAAACACAUGAAGGACCAUUUCUAUCGUGAAAUUAAACUGCAGGAAGCCGGCGAGGCUCAUAAAAAGCGUAAAUAUAUUUACUUUGACGAUAUGGAAUUUAUGCGGCCAUUUGUGGGCUACAAAUUGCCGCCCAUAAACAAACGCAUCAACAAGUCCAGAGAGUCUGAGGAUUUCACACAGGAUUUUGUGGGCAAUGACACAGAUCUUGAUAUGGAUGUUUUUCUGAAGACCAGUGAUAAUGGGGAAGCGAAUAACAGUUCAGGCCAAGAAAGGCGCACUCAAUUGAAACGUGCCGUAAAGUCCACACCCAAGGUCUUGCCAAAUAAAUCUGGUAACAAGAAUUCUAAUACCACCAAGAAAACGACUGAAACUACAACAAAUCCCACUUUUAAAAUACGUGAUGGUGACAUCUCAUUUUGCCUCUCGCUAGUGCCUACUCUGCGUAAACUGGGCGAUGGCCGGAAAUUAAGAGCCAAAAUAGAAAUUCUUAAAGUUUUGCACCGGUAUGUAGAGCACAUUGAACGCCGCAAUUUGGUUAACCGUGCUGGUGCAGCCAAUCACAAAAAUAAAAGCCAUCAAAAUGCAGACAAUGAGGAUGACAUGGACGAGGAUCAUUUGGAGGAGUACGAAGAGGGUGUGAAUGUUAAACAUGAACAACAUGAUGAUCCGCUGAAUGGUAGCGAGGGCAACACCAAAACCUGGUGGACUUAAUCUAGGCAAAGGAAAAGUGACAAAUUAAACAAACAAUAUGUUUAAGAAACUGGAAAUAAAUUACAAUUUAAGGUAAUUUAAGCGAGUUAGUAAUAGAAAAUACCAAAAAAAAAGAAACAAAAGGUCUAUAACAAGGCGAAUUUAUACAACUAUAUAAAUUUGUCUUGGUCUAUACGCCUCGAACCAGAUUUUUUUUUAGGAUAGUAACAAGACGAAUUAAUAUUAAGUCGUCCUGGAUAGUAGUUAUUUGUUAAAUUUAAAGUUGAAAGAAAUAAACCGAAAAAAGAAAAUUA